UUAGAUAGGCUCUGCCUCUCAGAUUUAUGGGGUUUAAACCGGCUCCUCUUCGACGCAGAUGGUUGUGUCCCAUAUGAGACCUAUAACAUGUUCAGAGUUACAUAUCUCUACUUAUCUCUUAUUUUCGAGCUCAAUAAGGAUACACUUAUACAGUCUAACAAUUACAUUGCAUCGCAUUGGAUUAGGUCUGCAUUGUAAUCAAGACCAAUGAGUUCAAUAACUUGUGCAGAGGUGCUGUCACUGUACCGGAGGAUUUUCAGGAUUGCACGUAGCUGGCAAGCUCAGAGCGCCCUGCAGCAUGACACUGACUCUGAGAGAAGCUAUAUUGUCCAGGAAGCCCGGACGCUAUUUCGACAAAACCAGCAGUUAACAGAACAGGAGUCUAUCAAAAAGUGCAUAGACGAAUGCAAUGCAAGAAUAGAAAUGGGGCUGCAUUACAGGAACCCAUAUCCCAGACCAACCUAUCUGCCUCCAAUGGGACUGGCCACACAGAAAGGCAGGAAGUUACGGACUCAACAGAAACUGAGGAAACAAGCCAAACCUGUGUAUUUACAGUCCCAGGAUGAGACGUGACAGACACACACAUGAAAACACUCAAAAAUCUAUGCGCACAAUGACAUUAAGGCUUACUUAACAGUUCAUGACAAAUUUCACCCAAAUUAUAUUAUUUCAGAUCUCAACAGAAACGUUCUAUUAAAGCCAUUUCUGUUAAUAUUAUUUCUCAAAUAAGAACAGUAUUCCUAUAUUGCAAGUGAAAGUCAGCCUGUCACUGUAAGUGUUCACACUGCCAUUGAGUCAGCAAAAGAUCCAUCUGCUGUAAAAUGUAAAAUCAUUAUUUAUAUUGUUUUAUUAUAUUAAAGUAUUUCUUACCACAA
This is a messenger RNA of Clupea harengus (Atlantic herring), 875 nucleotides long. RefSeq names its product LYR motif containing 1 (gene lyrm1). NCBI's taxonomy places the organism in Eukaryota, Metazoa, Chordata, Actinopteri, Clupeiformes, Clupeidae. The record is from RefSeq and is a predicted model, not a curated record. Gene Ontology annotation, cellular component: mitochondrion.